AUGGGUUGGUCCUGAUGCUCUGCACAACUCAGCAACUUCACUUCCAGCGGACUCAGAGUGUCAUCCUCCGCCCUCCAGCAGGCCCGUGCAACUGCAGCCAGCAUGUCAAACUCAGACAGAGUUGUGUUAGCUCUAGGAGGAGCGGGGACAGUGGGCUCUGGGAUAGUUAAAGCACUGCUGGACAAAGGUUUCAAAGUCGCAGUGAUCUCCAGGGACAGCAGCCGGCUGGAGAGACUCCAAUCAUUUGUCUCUCCCAACACAAAGGAAAACCUUACCACUAUAGUGGGGAAUGUGGGGUCAGAGGAGGGAGCAGAGAAGGCAAAGCAGGCCCUGCUGAAGGCGGUGGGUAAGGUGACAGACGUUGUCUCCUCUUUGGGCUUCAGUUGGUGGCAGGGAGGACCACCACACACCCAGUCUCUCAAAGACCUACACUGGGUAAUUGAGACAUUACUUUUCAGCACAUUUGUGUCAUGGAAGGCCUUCUUCCCCUUGGUGAGGGACGACUCCAACUGUACCUACACCUUCAUAACAGGUGGAGCAGGUGAGAAGUUGCUGAUGCCUGGUACGGGCUUCCUGACAAUAGGAGCUGCUAGCACCCUGGCCUUCUGUCAGGUACUGCGAGGGGAGUACCCUGAGGUUCCCUGCAAACUCAACCAGGUGAAGAUUGACACAGGUGUAGCCACUCCAGAGCGCAUGGCACCUGGUUACCUGAACCACUUGGACCUGGGCGAGGCUGUCGCCACCCUUGUGGAACGACGAAAAACUUCCCACACUGUCUUCACCAUCAACUGCCCCGCAGACUUAAAAACUGUCCUUCUGGAGAGGAACCUUUAGACCUGGAAACCCUUCCUCCAGCCCUGCCUUGUUGUCACAGGGACAUAUCUACACUUCUUCUGUUCCUAAUGUUAAUGAACUCUCCAGAAACACAGUGUCUUUGGUUCGUCGGUUUUCUUCUCCCAUAACUCCGAACCCCAUCCAUGCACAACUGUAUGUGAAUUGUCUGUUGAUUCCACUAACACUGUAUAUUCUGCUGCCUGUUCUCAGAUUGAUAGCAACUGGCUUCUCUGCAUGUGCUGUUGUGUGAUAUAUGGGGGAAAAAAACGCACAGGGUUUGAAAUACUCGCUCACUUCUCAUUGCUGCCUGCUUCUGUACAAACGUUAUCGCACACACAGUUCUGUUCUGUCUUACAUCGUGGGAAGGCAUAAUACCCAAAAUAACCUCUGCGAUUUCAACAAUUUAACAACUGGUCAAAAAGAGUAGGGUGGUUGGUUGUAGAUUAUCUGAUCGUAUGUAUCUAUAAAUCUGGAAUUAAAGGUACCCUGUGGAGCAAUGGAGUAGUGUCUUGAUAAGCGAAUCCCCAUUUUGGUCUUUAUUAGCACUAUGGAGGCACAUGCGAGCAUUGUGCUGUUCCACCGAUUGACAGUUAGUAGCCAAAAAACUUACCAAUGUGUGAGCAAAAUGCAAAGAGGAAGCUAGCAUAAUAUGCUGUAUAUAAAUUAUGUAGGUUUUUAAGACUUUGACAAAAAUCGACGUGAAGUGUUUAAUGUCGUUGAAAGCACUGAAUGUAAGUUUAACUGUGUUUACAAGGCAACUCCAUAGGGUAUCUUUAACAUCUUGAUAUAAAGUACACAUGGUUGAAGAGUGGGGGCUAUAUAGCUCUUACACUAUGACCAAUGACCUGAAAUGUUAAGGACUUAGAGAUACUGGAGAUGAUUAGAUGUUAGAUGAUUUAAGCACUUUGUAUGAUGCACACGUACCCCUUACAGAUGGAAACCAUGGCUUUGAAUAGUAAGACUCAUUGGUAUGGCAUGAAGAACAAACCGCCUGAACCUGACUGAUUAUGGAUGCACAGCAUGGCUUGGCCCAUUUUAACCUCUUUGUAGAGCUUUGAUUAGGUAAAAAUGGAAGCUUCAAUAUCCAAUGUUUUGCAUUCAAAUGCCAAUAAAGGACAUAUGUUCUACAUUA
Messenger RNA from Micropterus salmoides (largemouth bass), 1966 nucleotides. RefSeq lists its product as uncharacterized. The transcript has 6 exons. The coding region runs from base 103 to 834 and encodes 243 amino acids. Gene Ontology annotation, biological process: fatty acid beta-oxidation. The record is from RefSeq and is a predicted model, not a curated record. Gene Ontology annotation, molecular function: 2,4-dienoyl-CoA reductase (NADPH) activity. Lineage: Eukaryota; Metazoa; Chordata; Actinopteri; Centrarchiformes; Centrarchidae. Gene Ontology annotation, cellular component: mitochondrion.